Molecule: messenger RNA, 1349 nt
Organism: Naegleria gruberi
Lineage: Eukaryota; Heterolobosea; Eutetramitea; Acrasida; Naegleriidae
Exons: 1
Source: RefSeq, a predicted model, not a curated record
AUAUUAAUGAUAAGAAAUCUGAUAGCAAGGAAGAAACAAAACCUGAAAAGAUUGUUGAACACAAGAAAGAGAGUACAUCUAGCAAGAUUGAAAAGAAAUCUGAAGAAUCAAAGCCAGACACCAAGGUGGAACAAGUCAAAUCUGAUGAAAAGAAACCUGAUAUCAAGUCAAAGACUGAAAAAAAGAAAGAAGAAAAGACAUCUUCUCAUAAGGAUGAUGUAAAGAAUUCUGAAAAGAAGAAAUCUGAAGCCAAGAAGGAUGAUAAGAAAUCUGAAAAGAAAUCAGAACAUAAGGAUGAUGAACUGGAUGAUAACAAAAUUCAAAUCAAAUCAGAAAACCUCCAAAAGAAGGUGGAUGAAAAUAAGAAGAAAUCGGAUAUGAAGGAUGACAAGAUGUUAAAUGAAAAUAAGGAGAAAUCCAAGACCGAUACCAAGAAAUCCGCAGGAAAGAAGUUAGAGGAAUCUAAUGACAAGAAAUCCAAUGACAAGAAAUCAGAAAAGAAGGAAGACAAGGCAGGGCAUAAGGAUGAUUCUAUGAAGGACGAAAAGAAAUCUGAAAAGAAAGCAGAUGAUAAAGAAGAAACGAAUAAAAAGAGGGAUGACGAGAAAUCUGAACAUAAGGAAGAUAAGAAAUCUGAAAAUUCUGACAAGAUGACCAAUGAGAAAAACAAGGCGAACGAUAAGAAAUCUGAUAAGGAUGAUGUAAAGAAGAAAUCUUCAAAGAAAUCAGAAGAAAAUGAGAAGGAAUCUAUUGAGCAUAAAAAGGAUUCUGAAACUUCCAAACCAGAUUCCAAAAUGCAAGUCAAAUCAUCAGAAAAAUCAAAUUUAAAGACGGAUGAAAAGAAAUCCGAACAUAAGGAUGAUAAGAAAUCUGAUAAGAAGGCCAAUCCGCUCGAUAAAUCCGAAGCCAACAAGGAUGAAAAGAAGACACACGAUGAUGAAAAUAAAUCAGAUAAGAAGGAUUAUAAGAAAUCAGAUCAUAAGGAUGAAAAGAAGACUGAUAAGAAACUUGAUAAGGAUAAUAAGAAGACACAUGAUGAUGAAAAGAAAUCAGAGAAGGAUGAGAAAUCUGAAAAGAAAUCAUAUGAUGAGGAUGAAAAGAAGGUUGAUAAAAAAUCUGAUACCAAGAAGGAUGAUAAGAAAUCUGAUAAGAAAUCCGAACAUAAGGAUGAUAAGAAAUCUGAUAAGGAAAAGAAAUCUGAUGACAAGAAAGAUGAAAAGAAAUCUGAUAAGAAAUCACAUGAUGAGGAUGAUAAGAAAUCUGAAACCAAGAAGGAUGAUAAGAAAUCUGANAAGAAAUCAGAACAUAAGGAUGAUAAGAAGGCUGAUAAGAAACCAGAACAUAUGGAU